Molecule: messenger RNA, 207 nt
Organism: Eruca vesicaria subsp. sativa (arugula)
Lineage: Eukaryota; Viridiplantae; Streptophyta; Magnoliopsida; Brassicales; Brassicaceae
Source: the annotation of a GenBank genome assembly
AUGAGACAGUCUCAGAGAUGUGAAGAUGCCAUAAGAAGCAAUGACAAAAAGAUUGAAGAUUUGGGUGAUGCUUUAGCUGAAUUGGAGAAAGAGAUGAAAGAGAUGAAAGAAUUGGUUCAAGGGUAUGAGCGAGAUGUGAAGAGCUUGAAGAAGAUAGCAGUUUGUGGAGUUGGAAUGAUGUUUAUGUACUACUAUUUUGCUAUGUAG